GCGUCGUUGAUCCAGAGAGUGCAGCGAGCUUCACCAUGGCUCAGCCUUUCUCUGCGCCGCCAGAGAUGCUGGCGACACUCUCGCAGAUCUUCACAAACACGCUCAAUCCGGCUACACAGAAGCAGGCUGAGGCGACCCUGACCGACCUCGAGAGGCAGCCCAACGCCCGUCUGCCGCUCCUCCUUCUUGCGCUCAUUGCAGCGGUGGAUCAGUACCCAACACCUGUGCGGCUCGCGGCCUCGAUCAAGCUCAAGAACAUCUGCAGACGCGCUUGGGCCUCCGAAGAAGCACUCGAGGCGGUUGAAGACCAAGGUGUCGAGCUCGUCUCCCCCGAGGAUCGCGGUCAGCUCAAGGCUUCACUGUUGCCACUCCUCACCGACCUGUCGCAACCGACGAGAAUUGCAGCGUCACCCGCGGGACUUCGACUACAGCUCAGCGAGGCCGUCGCACUCAUCGCAGCUUCCGACUUCCCUGCGGAAUGGCCUACACUCAUCGACGAUCUCACUGGCAGCCUUGCUUCGCCUCCAGACUCUUCAGCUCUUCAAUCGGUGCUGCAAACGACCCACAGCAUCUUCCGAGGAUGGCGCUCAGCUUUCCGAACUAACGAACUCUACACCGAAAUCAAUCUCGUCCUCGAAAAGUUUGCCUCGCCAUUCUUGGAACUCGUCAGGCGAACGGACGAAGCUCUUGGGUCUGCGCCGGCACCAUCUGCCGUGACGGUGUCAAGUACGAUGCUCCUCCUCCUGCAAGUAUACCACGACCUCUCUGCACAGGAUCUGCCGCCUCUGUUCGAGGACAACUUGGCUUCCAUCUCCGCCCUCUUCCUCCGCUACCUGAAUCCUCGGUCGGCUGCGUCCAAUGGCAUCUACGCUCAGAACCCUGCCAUCGUCGAGGCUCUCGAGGGCGACGACGACGAGACAUCGCCGCAAAAUGGACAACUGAUUAGAGCUGAGAUCUGCUCCAUCGCCGAGCUGUACGCCCAGAGAUAUCUGGACGCCUUUGGUGCGAGCGUUCCGGAUUUCGUCCGGGCAGUGUGGGAGAUGCUCGGGCAGGCUGGAAAGGCCGAGAAAGAGGAUCUGCUCGUUUCCCAAGCCAUCACCUUCCUGUCGACAAUUGUCAAGGUGCCUUCGCAAAAGGAAAACUUCUCCGGCGAGGGCACCAUCGAGGCUCUUGUCGAAGCGAUUGUUCUCCCCAAUAUCGCACUGCGGGACCAGGACGAGGAGCUCUUUCAAGACGAGCCGCUGGAGUGGAUUAGGCGAGAGUUCGCCUUCGAAUCUGCAGAUACCGACACGAGGCGCCAGGCGGCCUCAAAAUUCACCAGGGCCCUUCUCGAUCAGUUCAACGACCGGACUACCCAGGUCGUUUCUCGUCACAUUGGACAGUACCUCGAGCAGUAUCGUGCCGAUGCGGCUGCUCACUGGCGGCAGAAGGAUGCCGCCAUCUACCUCUUGACCAGCAUUGCCAGCACCAGCAGCACCGUCGCCAAGGGCGUCUCGUCAACAAACGCUCUUAUCGACGUCGUCGGCUUCUUCACCGACCAUGUCCUUGUGGAUCUACAAUCGGACCCGUCCACCGUCAACCCCAUCCUUCAGGUCGACGCAAUCAAAUACCUCCAUACGUUCCGGAACCAGCUGACCAAGGAGCAGCUUCUCUCGGUCUUGCCCCUUCUUGUGCGUCACCUCGAAUCAGAGUCAUACGUAACCUCAACAUAUGCAGCCAUCACAAUCGAACGAGUCCUGUUCCUCAAGGCUGCGGACGGGCGACGCCUUCUCUUCUCCUCCACUGACGUACAGCCAUUUGCCGAGUCCAUCCUCAUGGCUUUGUUCCGCAACAUUGAGCGCGGACAGACGCCGGAAAAGAUUGCGGAAAACGACUACUUGAUCAAGUGCGUCAUGCGCCUGAUUGCGACGUCGAGAGAAGCCAUGAUUCCCAUCCGACAACCGGUUCUCAAGCACCUUACCGAUAUCCUCGUUGAGAUUACGAAGAACCCGAGCAACCCCAGAUUUACGCAGUACUGCUUCGAGAGCAUCUCCACCCUCGUCCGUUUCGUCACAGCAGGCGAUCCAUCGACGAUUGGCGAAUUCGAGCAAGCACUGUCCGGGCCAUUCAUGUCUAUCUUGCAGAAUGACGUUGCAGAAUUCAUUCCCUUCGUUUUUCAGAUCCUUUCGCAGAUGCUCGAACUUCACCAGGGAGCCGAAUUGCCCAAUUCGUACGUCUCGCUGCUUCCAUCGCUCCUCACGCCAGCGCUUUGGUCAUCGCGUGGCAAUGUCCCUGCUCUGGUCCGCCUCUUGCAAGCGUUUUUGAGCCGUGGAGCACGACAGAUGGUCGAGGCGAAUCAAGUGAGCGCGCUGCUGGGCAUCUACCAGACCCUCAUCGCAAGUCGAGUCAACGACGAAUUUGGCUUCGAGCUUCUCACCAGCAUCUUCGACAACGUCGAGCCGCAGCAACUCGAUCAGUACAAGGCGGCGGUACUGACGCUGAUGCUGACACGGCUACAGUCGAGCCGGACGGAGAAGUUCUCAAGGGGAUUCAUCGCCUUUGUGGGCGCCCUCUGCUCCAUUCAGCAGCCGGGCUACCCCGACUACGCCCUCUCGGCGUUUGAUGCAGUCCAGCCAGGGCUCUUUUCGCAGAUCUUGCAAGGCGUCAUCUUGCCGGACCUCCACAAGGUGCCGCCGCGACAGCGCCGAUCCGUGGCCGUCGGCCUCACACGUCUCCUGACCAAAUCGACUGCGAUGCUCUCGCCGCCAAACAGUGCCGCAUGGGCCCCAACGCUGACGGCAGUCCUCAAGUUUGUCUUUUACGAAGGAUCUGUCCUCUCUAAGCCGGCGCAAGAGGGAGAUGCGGGCGCGACAAACGAGGACGACGACAUUUUUGCGCAAGACUGGGAAGAGAACCAAGGGUUCCAGAGUUCCUUUAGCCUUCUCGCGGCCAGUCGGACCUCUUCCAGCGAUGGUGAUGCCAGAAGAACAGCAUUUGCAGGGCCAGAUGUGGGGGCCUACGUCGCAAGGGCCAUUGGUGAGCUCAUGCAGAGCCCAGGUGCGGACAAGGUCGCGCCCUUGUUGGCGCAGGUGCCCGAGGAGCUCACGGAAGAGCUCAGGCAGUAUGGGUGAGGAGGGAAAAGGUGGAGGAAGGAAAAAUCUGGGUGAAGAGGUUAGUGUGUAGACCUGGCUCCUCUGCCCCCGGCUCCCUCUCAGUGUCUUCAGGACUCUGUUCUGUUAUUGUCUUAUGCAGGGAGUGAAGAAAGGCCCGGUUCUACAUGUACAGACACAUUCGCUUGUGUGAGUGAUGAGAGAUAAAAGAAUAUUUUGGCGUUAUGAUCAAAGACGAGGUCUCUUGUC
Messenger RNA from Acaromyces ingoldii, 3338 nucleotides. Its product is annotated as Cse1-domain-containing protein. The transcript has 6 exons. Lineage: Eukaryota; Fungi; Basidiomycota; Exobasidiomycetes; Exobasidiales; Cryptobasidiaceae. Gene Ontology annotation, cellular component: nuclear envelope; cytosol. Gene Ontology annotation, molecular function: nuclear export signal receptor activity; small GTPase binding. The record is from RefSeq and is a predicted model, not a curated record. Gene Ontology annotation, biological process: protein import into nucleus; protein export from nucleus. The coding region runs from base 36 to 3110 and encodes 1024 amino acids.